Eurytemora carolleeae is the source of this 2805-nucleotide messenger RNA. Its product is annotated as zinc finger and SCAN domain-containing protein 2. Gene Ontology annotation, molecular function: RNA polymerase II cis-regulatory region sequence-specific DNA binding; DNA-binding transcription activator activity, RNA polymerase II-specific; zinc ion binding. Gene Ontology annotation, biological process: regulation of transcription by RNA polymerase II. Lineage: Eukaryota; Metazoa; Arthropoda; Copepoda; Calanoida; Temoridae. Gene Ontology annotation, cellular component: nucleus. The record is from RefSeq and is a predicted model, not a curated record. The transcript has 12 exons. Bases 23 to 2125 code for a protein of 700 amino acids.
UAGGCCCUCAGUUCAGUACAAAAUGUCGGAGCUGGGUGAUUCAGGGGAUAUAAAAGUUCCUUUGAUUUGCCGGCUUUGUGCCUCCCCCACUGAGGAUGGGGUCGAGAUAUUCUCGGAAAAGGGCCAGGAAAUUUGCCUGCCUGAAAAGAUCUCAAAAUGUCUGCCUGUACUGAUUCGAGCCGACGAUGAUUUACCGAAGGGAAUGUGUACACUGUGUCAGGGCAAACUCGAGUUUUGUCGACAAUUCUUUGAGCAGAUUUAUAAUACCACAGUUAAACUGCUCAGCAUACUCAGAGAGGAGGAGGGUCCAAAUAUCCGGAUUAGUUUUGAAGAUCAGAUGUUACAGUUUGUGAGAAAUUAUGCUAACCCAGCUCUAUGCGCUGCUAAAACAGAGGAGGAAGAUGAUGAGCUUGAAGAUUACGAGGAAGAAGAAGUAGAAGAUAAUGAUGAAGAUGAAGGAGAACAAGACGACGAGAAGAAAAGUAGCGUGGAGAACGUGGUAAAGGCUGAGCCCAGGGAGGUCUGUGAUGUCGAGCUGAAGGAAGACAAGGAGCAGGUCCGACACUUUCUGGACGAAUUGUUGGACGAUUAUAGCAAGGAUGUGUCCGGAUCCAGUAAACGGAAAAGAGGACGGCCUCGGAAGCGAGGUGAGAUCAGCUACAAGGAGGAGAACCAGGAGGAGGAGGACGAGGAGAGGCCGAGAAGGGUUAAGGACGGAUUCAGAUCUCUGGUACCUCCUCCGCUUAAGAUCUGCGUAGAGUGCGGGCUUAAAUCCUCCUCGCACCAGGAGAAUAUUGAUCAUUGGACCAAGGCACAUCCUAACCAGACGAUCAUGUACCGUUGUGACUGGGAGGCAUGUGAAUAUUCGUCGACGAUUGUCACUGAAAUAAAGAAACAUCGACGAAAUCAUCAAAUUCAAGCAAACCAGCUUCAAAAAUGUGACAAGUGUGAGAAGUACUAUCCUCCUAAAUACCUGGCUACUAGGCAUAUCCUGGUCCAUCAAGAAGGGAAGAAUUUUAAAUGUAAAGUUUGUGAAAAAUCUUUCAAAACUCCAGAAAAUCUCAAGGUUCAUAAUCGUAUCCAUGGUCCUGACGAUGUCAAGUAUACACAUUGCUGUGAUCUCUGUGGGAGAAGGUUUACUCAGAAAGCAAAUUUGGAAUCACACAUGCGGGUUCACACCGGUCUCAGGCCUUUUUCCUGUGAUUUUUGUGAGAAAAGUUUCAGUCAGAAAGGAAAUCUAGAUGAGCACAGGAGAACACAUACAGGAGAGAAACCGUAUGUUUGUGAUAUCUGUGGAUCCCGUCACACGAGGAAGGGAGAACUUCUUCUCCAUAUCCGUUGCAUUCAUACACACGAGAGACCGUUCCAGUGCUCAUAUUGUCCCAAGAACUUCCAGCGGAGAGAUCUUUUAAGAAAACAUGAACGGAUACACACGGAUACUAGGCCAUAUGGAUGCGAGUUCUGUGGGAAAACGUUUACUGCGCGGGAUAAGAUGAUUGUACACAGAAGGCUUCAUACAGGUGAGAGACCGUAUAUGUGUAACUUCUGUGGACGAGGCUUCUGUGAAUCCGGAAAUCUGAAGAAACAUCUCCGAGUUCACGGCAAGGAUAUUCCUUCAGUAAUCCGGCAGAAUAAUAAGGGGCGGGGGGCGGAGAGACAAGAUUUAGGAGACCUAGACAAGGCAGUUAUUCAGGGCGGGGGUGUAAACAUCCAACCAACAGGGCCAGGGCGGAUGUUAGAGGCGGAGCCGAAGGAAGAGGAGGAGGGAGGGAAUGUUAGUUACGAGGAACAGGUGAAGGUAGAGGAGGAGUAUAGAAGAAGAAGUACUGUAGAUGAUCAGGAGAAUAGAAGCCAAACUCCUGCUUACCCCCAGACCCCUCAACUCAGGGCAGAUACCCCUCAAACCCCCCUUACCCCGCAUACCCCUCAAGCUCCUGACUUCAAUCUCGUGAGCUCUGCUCAACGAGCUGCUGAACAGCAGGGAUACAGUCUAGUCACAUCUCAUCCACAGCUCCAGCAGCUGCAGCAGCAACCAUAUCCACAGUUUGUUUCUCAUCCUCUACUCCACCAGAUACAAUCCAACUGGUCAGCCAUGUAUUCUCAUAUACAGCACCCUCCCCAGUAGUUUCUCAUCCUUUACUCCACCAGAUACAAUCCAACUGGUCAGCCAUGUAUUCUCAUAUACAGCACCCUCCCCAGUAGUUUCUCAUCCUUUACUCCACCAGACACAAUCCAACUGGUCAGCCUUGUAUUCUCAUAUACAGCACCCUCCCCAGUAGUUUCUCAUCCUCUACUCCACCAGAUUCAAUCCAACUGGUCAGCUAUGUAUUCUCAUAUAAAGCACCAUCACCAGUAGUUUCUCAUCCUCUACUCCACCAGAUACAAUCCAACUGGUCAACCAUGUAUUCUCAUAUAUAGCACCCUGCCCUGUAGUUUCUUAUCCUCUACCCCACCAGAUUCAAUCCAACUGGUCAGCCUUGUAUUCUCAUAUACAGCACCCUCACCAGUAGUUUCUCAUCCUCGAAUCCACCAGAUUCAAUCCAACUGGUCAGCCUUGUAUUCUCAUAUACAGCACCCUCCCCAGUAGUUUCUCAUCCUCGAAUCCACCAGAUUCAAUCCAACUGUUCAGCCUUGUAUUCUCAUAUACAGCACCCUCCCCAGUAGUUUCUCAUCCUCUAAUCCACCAGAUUCAAUCCAACUGGUCAGCCAUCUAUUCUCAUAAACAGCACCCUCACCAGUAACAUCACAGAUAGAUAGAAAACUUGUUUGAGAAUCUGUUUUUAAAUACAAAAAAUCAUUACGUCA